AUGAACCGUGAUGCUGGUACAUUUCUUGAGGACAAGAGCCAAGCUCUCGACUUGCUGGAGCAGUGCUGGAAUAUAGACAUGGACGACGUGGCGCUGUUGACUUCCCACCUUGUUUCCAGCUACCACAGCCGCAUUGUGAAAGUCAACGGCGAUGUCUGUCUAGAUAUAAGUUAUAAUAUACGAGAGGAUAUUUUAUACGACCGAAACAACAUAUCGUCACUAGAAAGUACUCUAACAGUCAAUGUGAUUAAGCCAACCGACUUGCGAGUACAGCACGAGUACGAAUCUCUCUAUUUCCGACACAAUAUCACGACAGGGCAGACAACCUAUAUCUUACCGAAUGCGAGUCGAGAGUAUCGCGGUUUACUUUAUACUCUAGGACGAAGAUUCUCAGAACGAGCUUCUAGUAUGCAUCCGUUCUCAUUACAUGCGGUGAUACUGUUUCAAAGUCUCGCCGCACGAAGUGUACAAAUUGACGAUCUUUAUCGCCGCUUACUAUGGAUCGAGACCCAGAUAUAUCAAGGGUCAAUUUUUCAGGGCACCGAUUCCGAAAAGUUCAUCCGAUAUAUUCAACUUUCACAUAAAUUGUCCCGCAAUCUGAUAACACUGGAACAUCGGAACGAGCGGGACAGGUCACAUAUCGAGAAACUUUUAGACGAUCACAAACGAUUGUACAGGUUGAUUAAGCAAUCAUCUCCCCUGUCCGAGCGCCAUAUUGACAUGAAUACGCACGAACAUGUGCGAGACAGCCUGCUGAGUCUGAAAGAUCUCGCCCAUGAUCAAGACCGACAGAUCAUAAACUCUCAGCGCAAGACACAGCUUUUCAUAACACUUCUCUACAACCUUAUUACCGGCCACGAUAGUGGCAUCAAUCUAAAAAUUGCAUCGGAAACAGCCAAAGUCGCACACGAAGCGAAAAAAGAUAGCACUUCCAUGAAAAUCAUCGCUGGAGUGACCAUGGUCUAUCUUCCAGCAACAUUUGUUUGUAGUCUCUUUGGCACAAAUUUUGUCGCGCUUGACACCAAUGCUUCGGAACCAAGCUUUGUUGUAUCGAAGUUAUGGUGGGUUUAUAUUGCAUUUGCGGUUCCCUUGACCGCAGUGACAAUUAUGGGCUUUCUCGUUUGGCGGCGUUGGCGCCGUGGACAGGUAACCCUAGAAGAUAGAUAUCAGGUUUAA
Molecule: messenger RNA, 1176 nt
Organism: Talaromyces stipitatus ATCC 10500
Lineage: Eukaryota; Fungi; Ascomycota; Eurotiomycetes; Eurotiales; Trichocomaceae
Exons: 2
Coding region: 1-1176 (391 amino acids)
Source: RefSeq, a predicted model, not a curated record